Molecule: messenger RNA, 820 nt
Organism: Etheostoma cragini (Arkansas darter)
Lineage: Eukaryota; Metazoa; Chordata; Actinopteri; Perciformes; Percidae
Product: transmembrane protein 196
Exons: 4
Coding region: 268-636 (122 amino acids)
Source: RefSeq, a predicted model, not a curated record
AUCACUGACAUCCAGGAUAAUGUGCCUUCCUGCUCGAAGCCUACAAUAACACACUAUUUUUAGAGGGAGAAACUUGCAUCUGCAUAGCCAAGUGUAAAUAAUACCUUCUCCCUUUCCUGUUGUCAAGACAGGGAGAAUGGAGUGAUAUCAAUAGUUUAAGUUUCAUAUUGUUUCUAAACCGGUAAUUAUCUCGAGACUACAACUUCUGAAACUGCUCAUUGACUCAUUUUGUUGUUCUCUGUCUCUGUCCAGUUUCUGGUCUGUGGGAUGUGUGGAGUGCUGUGUGCUCGCAAGAGGACAGGUCUUAUUAUGAUCUUGUUUUCGGCAUGCUGUAUUUGUGGUCUGAUUGGUGGGAUCCUAAACUUCCAGUUUGUUCGUGCGCUGAACAAACGACCAGACUCCAUGCACUCGAUCCAUCUGGCUGCCAUGACUCUGGCCUGUCUGGGGAUCUCUUUCUGUACAUUAUCCACAUGGCUUACCUGUCGCCUGGCUAGCUCUGAGCAGCAGAGGAUGUUCCUGGAGAGGGAACACUCGCUGCAUCAUUCGCAUGAGAUGACCGAGAAGGAGAUCCUGGACAACUCCAGCAACGGUAUUCCUCAGAUAUCUUACAACGGACACACCACAGUAUCACCGUAACGUGUCACAACAGGUUACUUGCACACACUGAAACAGAGGCUGUUCAUAUGUAUCGCUUGCUGUCAGAAGACAAUUACAGCCUGCACUUCUUUUUACACAUCCUGUGGGAGAUGCAAUAACAAGAUCCUGACUGCAGGGAGUGGAUGGUCUCUCACCUAGGAAGCCAUUUUCUCUUCCGCCGAAG